This is a messenger RNA of Penaeus indicus, 4861 nucleotides long. RefSeq lists its product as uncharacterized. The transcript has 28 exons. NCBI's taxonomy places the organism in Eukaryota, Metazoa, Arthropoda, Malacostraca, Decapoda, Penaeidae. Gene Ontology annotation, molecular function: lipid carrier activity. The record is from RefSeq and is a predicted model, not a curated record. Gene Ontology annotation, biological process: lipid transport. The coding region runs from base 30 to 4832 and encodes 1600 amino acids.
ACUAAUGUUCCAUUGAGGCCCUGGACGUCAUGGGUAGCACAUCCAGCUGCGAGUACUCCUGGAGGGACGCCGUCGGAGGGGAGCUGCAGUCGGUUGAAUGCGUGGAGACGCUACUGGUUGGGCCGCGCUACGCCGCUGCCUCCCAGGCCCUGAAUGUGACGUUGCGGUCCCAGCUCUUCCUCACGGCCACCACGAGCUUCAACCCAGCCGUCUAUGACUACCUCGAGGAAGCCACCGUAUCGACAGAUUUGGCAUUCCAGACCAUCCCCUAUCAAGAUGAAGGCUUGGAUGUGGACGCUCUGAUGAGGGAGGCGUGCGCGUCCGAGGGCAGAGGACGGCUGACGGGGAGCCUCCUGCAGAAAAUGUCGCAGCUGGUGCACGCCCUGGCCCGCGGCCCCGCGCCCACGCCCGACCUCAGCUACGCUUGCCCCAUUACUGUCCGGCGCAUGCUGGCGAUCACGACGGCGAUGGCGGGAGGGCCUCGUACGCUGCGCUUCUUCGCCAGCCAGCUGUCGGAACUUGCGAAGAAGCCCGAAGACUCCAUCAAGUUGGGUGAAGACUUCAUGUUCAGUUUAGCCUUAAAGACCCUCGUGCGACCUGACCAUCACACCCAAGACCAGCUCCUGCCUGCCUUGUUUCUCAGCAGGGAGUAUGAAAUGAUUUACGAAGAGCUGUUGGAAUACCUGUUGUCCCAAACUCCUGUGGCGGUAGCGGAGGUGGCGGAGCUUCUCGAGGGGCUGCAGAAGGUGGCGCCGCAGCUCUUUGAGAGGCUUUUGACGAAGGCGGCGCCCUCCCUCUCACCAGCAGAGGCCUGUGAGGCCGGCGACCACGCAGAGGCAGUGAGGUUGCUUCGGGGAGUAAGCGGUCUGACCGCCCGCCCGCGCGGCUACGUCGCAUCCCUCCGCCCAUGUUUUGCCACCGAUGAUGUGGGUGUAGCAGUUGCUGCCAUGGACACACUCACUAAUGUUGACUGUAACAUCCAGGGCGUGACCGAACUGCAAAAGCUCGGCCUCGACAGUUCUUCCGAUCCCGAGAUACGCAUCGCAGCUUAUCGGGGCCUCGUGCACUGCCUUCCCGAGCAGCCCUCGCUCCUCGAGACCGUCGCCAAGGCGCUCGACCCCAAGCAUGACAUUUACUCGACGCAGGUCUCUUCGUACGUCUGGAGUCACAUUCAGUCUGUACUUUCUUCGGACGACCCGCGCUACGUGGCGCUGCGGGAGCUCUUCCUCUCUGCACCAGCUGUUAUGAGGAGCGACGACCCCGUGUGGUACGACCCCCGACAACACUCUCGCCACUUUGCCCACACGCUGCACCUGGACUCACGCACCGCCCUUACCCUCGAGGGGGACCUGGUGUGGGGGCGCUACUCCCCUGCUCCCCGCGCCCUCUACCUGCACUUGGUGCUUCACCACGACGGAAUUACACACCAGAUCGCGCAGGUGGUUCUACGAGUGACAGGAGUGGAAGCGAUGCUGCUGAGCCUGCCCGGGAUGGAGAGCAUCCUGGGGGCAGCAUCCCAUGCCCUGAAUCAGGCUUGGGCAGCCAUAUAUAGCCUCGUGGAAGAUUCCAUCAAGAACAAGAGAGAAGUCACACAGGAUCAAAUAGCUGAGUUCAUCCAACAGCAGGUGCUGUCCCGAAUACCUGCGGAGUAUCGGGCCGGGAUGUCUAGCAUCGAAGUGUCACUUCGGAUGUUGGGAACGCAUGCCUUCCACGCUCGGCUCGCUGACCUCCACAGGAUGUCCUUGCGGGAUGCGCUGGCUCACUUUUUGCAGUCUCCUAUACAAACUGCUUUGAGUGAUCUGGCACCGCUUCUUGACAACACCUUCACCAUGGCCACCGUCUCGGGCGUCCCCAUCAUGCUCGGGCUGAGCGGGGUGGGCGGCUUGCAGGCCAUGCUCAUCCACUACGCGGGAGGCGAAGGCGGUCUGCUCGAGACUUCGCUCAGUGCUGGACUGGCCAUGAGUGCGAAGGUGGACAUAGGCCACGGUCGCCCCCCGGCCCUCACCAGCAACUACCUCUGGUCCCUCGACCUCCCUUUGAGCGCCAGCUACAACUACAGGGAGUCAGGAAUGAGGGUAAGUCUCCGCUUGCCCCAAGACUGGACAGGCCGUGUGUGGCAAGACCAGCGCGACACAGCGGUAGGCAACAGACGCCUACAGCUGAGAGUUACACAGGAAUGCCUAGGAUCAGAAGAUGCUGUGCAAGUUUGUAUGGAUUCCUGGGCGAGCGACGAGCCCAGUCUUGGCUUCAUCGGCGUGCUGGAGAAGAGGUGGCUGGUUCCUCAUGUCCGCACCUACAAUUUGCAGAUGGCUGCGCCUGGAGACCCAGUCAUCAUCACCAUCACUGACCCUGAAGUUCCCGGAACAAACAUGCGUCUGGUGGAGGUAGAGGUUGGGAGCCGGAGUUUCGAGGCCUCCGUGGUGUUCCAGCUGCUGCCGUCGCCGUCCUUCGUGCUCAGCUUCAAGUCGCCCGAGCAUUCCUACUUCGUGAAAGGCUUCGCGGGCUCGAGGGAGAGCGUGACGCAGAUGGCGAGCGUGGAGUUCGGGCAGGACCGUUCGCGUUACGGAGUCCGCCUGCAGAUGUCGACGCCGAAGCUGGACGACCGCCUCGUGUGGAGUCCGUCUGCUUUCCUUCUGACGCCAGAGAGCGGGGAGGCGGAGGUGGUGCGGGCGUUCCUCUCUCUCAAAGAGCAAGCGGACGGCUUUGCGACGGAGUUCAGCUUCAGCACUUCGGGCGCCGCCGCUGACUAUGUGAACCUCAAAAUUUCCGGUGAAGUGGCGGGACGAACAGGCGGCGAAAAGAAGUCUCUGCAGCUGCUGGAGGCCAAGUCGGUGAGGGUGACCUGGCUGGACAGACUUGACGUCGAGUUCUCCGGGCAAGUCUUCCCGGCCCAAGAUCCCCAUGGAGAAGGCUUUCUCAAGGUCGGAUGGGGUCGAGAUGACGGCCAGGUCGAAUUUCGUGUGUCGUUGACACCGGUGGUGACUUUCGACCCUCCGCCCGAGGGCGACGGACCUCGCGGGGCGGGCGGCGUGGCGUUCAAGGUGGCCCUUGCGGCGGCGAGCAAGGUGGAGCUCGAGGCAGCAGACGCGUCCUUCGAUCUCAUUCUGGACACUCGUCGAGUAGACGUUAAGCUGAAUGUUGGCGUCGCCGGCGUCGGAGCCUUCAACUUCUCACACUCGUACAGCGGCCUCCGCGACGUCAGAACCAUCUCCACGGUCUCCUACGCGCCGUUGGACAUCGCCUGGGGGGUGGAGCAUGAGCUGUACGCGCAAGCAAACGAGCUCCGCCAUUCGCUAAACGUGACGUGGUCGCCCCGCGCAGAAGAUCAGCUGUCUUCCGUUAUCCAUUAUGUCAACAACAACGUGCUCAGGGACCUCGACGUGUCUCUCUAUGUUCUGGUGGCAUAUCCAGGCCAGGUCAUUGAAGUGGAUGAGAUGCUGUCACGGGCGCAUGGCGGCAGCUACAAGAACAAGCUGAGGCUGCAUUUCGAGCCCGGCCGGACCAUCAGCAUGGACACGGUCGUCAUUUCCCGCAGCGACCUAGGCGUGAUCUCAUAUGGCCUAUCCAAUACCUUUAAACUUGACACCUGGAUCAGUCCUCUUAGUGUUGUGGGAACCUUGAAUUGUAUUGGGAAAGCCCGGUGCACGCUGGCCAUGACAGCAGAGCAGGCAGGAGACCAGCUGGCUGAUGUUGAACUGCAGCACACCGCCGCCACGGGGGUUUCCAGGACUGAGGCCAAAUUCCUCGUCACGCGUUGGGUGGAUGGAUCGGUGUCCCUGGAUUCCGACUCUAAGCUGGGGUACUAUGACCUCAAGUGGCAUGUGGUGGCCAUUCCUUUGGCUCGCCUGCUGCAGGGGCACGCGAAGGUGGACCUGUCCUGGCCUGACAUCGCGGCUGCAGAGAUGAUUGUGGCGAAGAUAGAGGGAGACAACGUGGGCGAAGUUACGCAUCUGUACAACGGAACUUUCACGUUAAAUCCAAUAACACGUUCAGUCCACACAAGGCAGGAGGUCCGGUUAGUAUCGGGGGGUGUAAGUGACCUGUGGGUGGCAGUGCUGCAAGGACGGGCAGGAGACCAACUUAUCAACAGAAGACACUUUGGAAAGGCAACACUCAUGACUCCUUCUGGCAUGUUCUAUACGGCGAACGGAGACGUGAGCUCCGAGGUGCGCAGCCUGGAGUCGGUGGUUGCGGGCGUGAGCCUGUCUGCGGGCGUAGGCCAAGCCGCCUCCUACCUCCUCACCUGGACCCUUAGUCUCCAACAGCCAGACCCUAAUAUUCGCUACAGCAUAUCGGAUGCAGGACUCGAGAGUGACCUGCAAGAGGCGCCCCUCCUGACCCUCGAGUCGCUCCUGAGGACCAACAGUCCCUCCACGGGUGAAGUCAAACUCAAUGUCAAAAGCAAGAAGACGCGCCACUCCGUCCCCGGCGGAAGCUUCGAAGAUGACGAGGAAGGCGAGAAGAUCGACGUCGAUAUUCGCCUGAUCACUGAAGCCGUGCCUGAGCUAGGUCGGAUCCACGGCAGCCUCACCAGAUCCUCGGAGACGUACUCUCUCAACGGCCGAGUGUGGUCGGGUGCGCAGUCGCUUGCCGUGGUGUCCUAUGGCGUCGCAAACAACGAGACUGUCAAGAGCUCUCACACCGUCACCAUAGUUGCCCCUGCGCUGCCUUGGAGCAGGGCGGAGCUCAUGGUUGAAGCGGAUCACCUGGGGACUUUGCCCUUCAACUUCCAGGUACAAAAGACUCAAAAGUCACAGGCGUAUCACACAGAGCUCCAAGUUGUGGCUGGAGCUGAAAGCCAGAUGGUUUCGCGCCGACUCUGCGCUUUUUGACUAAGACUGUUUUCGCCUCCGCGAAUUUC